AUUGUUCAAAUACAGUCAAAACGCCAAACAAGUGUACAAAUCCUAUCCGUUGGUGAUGGUAUUUUGCAUUGAUAAACUCUCUCCGUUGACGUUUAUCACCAAGUUCACACCUGUCGAUGGCAUUGUCGAUGUUUCUGAUUGAACAAUCGCCCACCUUGUAUGGUCAUUCUCAUCCUGAACAUUCGACAGUACGAACGUUGUAUCGGCUGGCCAUGGAGUGCAUUGAUAUGGAAACUGUACAAAAAGAAGAUUUGGUACAUGUUGUUGAUGCGAUUUGCAGUAACAAUGAAAAGUUGUUGCAUAAGGUGGCUGCUUCCCUUGAAAACGUCUCUGGCUCGCUCAAGGCAAAAAGAAUCGUGUCACGUGCACUGGAAUUCAACCAUGCGGCCAAACGAAAAUAUGUGGAUGAUGACGACAGUGACAGCUCGCUUGAGCCUUUACCAAGCUGCAGCGUCAAGAAAACCGCAGCAGAAGAUUCUGACAAGCAUGACGAUCUGCAAUUCAUCAUCAGCUUCCGCAAGAAGCUGGUGGGCAAAAUGAAUUGGGUGCGCUGUUUGGAAUUGGCCCAUGAAAAAAAUCUUUGCAAGCGUUUUUCAACAGAUGAAAGCAUUCGAUAUUUCUAUCGCAAUUCAAUAAAAAAAUGAAUCUACCUCUGAUAUCAAGUAUGCCGCAUACCUCCUUCAAGUUGCAUAUCAUCUCGGCUUUGAAUAAAAAAAAUUAUCUUUAUAUUGGAUGGCGUGUCCCUUUCCUUAUGCUUCCUUUCUGUAUCUUGGUGUCAUGUUUUUAUAAGUGAGACUCUUUAUGGGGCAGAAGCGUCAAAGUAUACUUUAAUUUAUAAACGUAAAUUGAGAGGGGGUGUGAUAUAAUGAACAAUGCUGUAGUGGUUUGCACGGUUGCUAUGGCAACGAGAAGCGUUUCGGACAGACGGACAAACCGGUACUUG
Zychaea mexicana is the source of this 943-nucleotide messenger RNA. RefSeq lists its product as uncharacterized. The record is from RefSeq and is a predicted model, not a curated record. NCBI's taxonomy places the organism in Eukaryota, Fungi, Mucoromycota, Mucoromycetes, Mucorales, Lichtheimiaceae. Bases 117 to 644 code for a protein of 175 amino acids. The transcript is spliced from 2 exons.